Messenger RNA from Scaptodrosophila lebanonensis, 1619 nucleotides. Its product is annotated as deoxynucleoside triphosphate triphosphohydrolase SAMHD1 homolog. The record is from RefSeq and is a predicted model, not a curated record. The transcript has 5 exons. Gene Ontology annotation, biological process: dGTP catabolic process. Gene Ontology annotation, molecular function: dGTPase activity. Bases 84 to 1358 code for a protein of 424 amino acids. Gene Ontology annotation, cellular component: nucleus. NCBI's taxonomy places the organism in Eukaryota, Metazoa, Arthropoda, Insecta, Diptera, Drosophilidae.
AAACAAAAAAAAAACUGAAAACGAGAACGCUGUUGCCGUUCCUGUGGUGCCGCGGCCACUGCUGUCUUCGUCUUUCACGCGUGAUGCCAGUCUCGGCCACUGUUCUGGUUUAUGGUGCUAGAUCAGCUCUAAAUGUGUCGCAGUCCGUACCACUUCUGCAUAGUCUGCGCCAGCAACAACAAUGCCAAUCACUGAGAAAUAACGAUGACGCGUUGACAGCAACAAGAGUGGGUUCAUUUCGAUUAAUACAUACAUACGCCCAGAUUCAGGAUGCCAUUCAUGGUAUCAUAGAUCUGCCUUCUUACAUCCAAGAAAUAACGCAGCAUUUAUAUUUUCAACGAUUGAAGAAGGUUUUUCAGUUAGGCUUACUACCGCUGUCAGUAAAGCCUGGCGCCAAUCACACGCGCUUCGAACAUUGUAUUGGCACCUUCAAGAGCGCCCAAGACCAGUUGAAUGCUCUACUCCGGAAUUCGAAUUACGAAUACGAACUGCCGGACUGGUGUCGUAAGUCCGUCGAAAUUGCAGCCUUGCUGCAUGACAUUGGCCAUGGACCGUUUUCGCACACUUGGGAGCACGUAUGCGAAGGACAAUUUAACCACGAGAAAAAUAGUGAGGCUUGUGUUGAUAGGGUUUUCAGCGAUGCCAGGGACAACGAACUUGUCGCGUUGCGGGAUGACCAUAAUGGACGUGGCGUAAAUCUCAUAAAAGCAUUAAUUUUGGGCGACAGGAGCAAGCUGAACUAUGUAAUGAUGCAGCAUGCAUAUAUCUUUGAUAUUGUGCACAAUAAAGUUUGUGGUCUAGAUGUGGACAAGUGGGACUAUCUGCGGCGCGACAAUCAUUACCUCCAAGUGCUCAGUGCUGAUGAAAUGGAUUUUGAUGAAGUCUUUCUGAACGCUCGAAUUGCGCCUGAUGGUCAACGAAUUGAGUACCGUUACGAGGACUACCAUAAAAUUUGGUUAUUGUAUUUGGCGCGCCACCGUUUACAUUUAGAGGCAUACCAGCUCCCCAAGGUUUUGCUGUGCAAUGACAUAUUUGGCGAAAUAGUUAGGCGCCAGCAGCCGCAUCUGCUAGACGUGAAUGCAGAAAGCGAUCCCGAGGAAUGGUUGCGGCUCAACGAUGAACGUGUAUUAGAGCAGAUUACCAAUGAUACGGAGGCGCAAUACUUGCGUGCAACCGAGAGGAUAGAAGAAGCUAACGAAGGGAGGCUUGUAAGGCGACGAAUAAGUGGGCCUGGUGAAGAUAUGAACUCGAAUAAAGUUUACGCCUUCUAUGGCAAUCCGAGCCUUAGGAGAGACAUAUUUCUUCAGGAAAAUCAACAACAAUCAACAAUCAUCGAAAAGUAUUUUAAACUGAAGUAAACAUACAUCCUACUCCGAGAAAAACGCCAAAGUGUUCAAGAAAUAUAUUUUUUAUCUUUAUCGUUUUAAAUUCUUUGCUUGCUACAUUUUAACUAUACUAUAGGUAAAUGGCUCAGGUUUUUUGUCUAACUAAUAUAAACACAUAUACUCAAAGAAAGGCACAAAGUGUUCAAUUUUCAAUUAUAAUUGAAUUAUAUUUUUUCUUGUUUAGUAUAAAUGCAGUGGAAUUUAUAUGAUAAAUAAACAUUUUGUUGAUUUUAA